AUGGCCUAUCCAGGCCCCAGCUCCCCGGGAGGCUACAAUGACGGCCACCGGCUGCAAGACAUGACUCCCUCUGCAAGUCAAUACCAUCUGCCGCAAGAGGACGAGUCUUCCCGCUCGCUUCUCAACCAAAACCAGGGGCCCUACGGUGGUCCCUUUGACGACCCCCAGCAACGCGGCCACUCGCCCGUCAGGCCCUCCUCCAAGUACAGUCUGACCGAAUCUUACUCGACUGAUGCUCCCACCAUGGCCCAGUACCCACAGGACCAGAUGCAGAAUCCGGCUGCCGGUUUUGGUGUGCCCGGACGCGUUCCUUCGCCCUACACCCGCAGCGAGACUUCCUCCACCGAGGCCUGGCGCCAGAGACAGGCUCCCCAGCAGGGGAACCUGCGCCGAUAUGCUACCAGGAAGGUCAAGCUGGUUCAGGGCUCUGUGCUGAGUAUUGACUACCCGGUGCCUAGUGCCAUCCAGAACGCCGUUCAGGCCAAGUACAGAAACGACCUCGAGGGCGGCAGCGAGGAGUUCACCCACAUGAGAUAUACUGCGGCAACUUGCGAUCCCAACGAGUUCACCCUGCACAACGGCUACAAUCUACGUCCAGCCAUGUACAACCGUCACACUGAGCUGCUCAUUGCCAUCACUUACUACAACGAAGACAAGGUGCUUACUGCCCGUACCCUACACGGCGUCAUGCAGAACAUCAGAGAUAUCGUCAACCUGAAGAAGUCCGAGUUCUGGAACAAGGGCGGUCCUGCCUGGCAGAAAAUCGUCGUCGCUCUGAUCUUCGACGGCAUCGAUCCUUGCGAUAAGGACACCCUCGAUCUCCUGGCCACCGUUGGUAUCUACCAGGACGGCGUCAUGAAGAAGGACGUCGAUGGCAAGGAGACCGUUGCUCACAUUUUCGAAUAUACCACCCAGCUCUCCGUGACUUCGAACCAGCAGCUCAUCCGGCCGCACGACGACAGCCCCUCGACUCUCCCACCUGUCCAGAUGAUGUUCUGCUUGAAGCAGAAGAACAGCAAAAAGAUCAACUCCCACAGAUGGCUCUUCAACGCCUUUGGCCGUAUCCUCAACCCCGAAAUCUGUAUUCUUUUGGACGCCGGUACCAAGCCAGGCCCAAAAUCCCUGCUCGCCUUGUGGGAGGCCUUCUACAACGACAAGGAUCUCGGUGGAUCUUGCGGUGAGAUUCACGCUAUGUUGGGUAAAGGGUGGAAGAACCUCAUCAACCCCUUGGUCGCCGCACAGAACUUCGAGUACAAGAUCAGUAACAUUCUUGACAAGCCGCUGGAAAGUUCUUUCGGAUACGUCAGUGUGUUGCCCGGUGCCUUCUCGGCCUACCGGUUCCGUGCCAUUAUGGGAAGACCGCUGGAACAGUACUUCCAUGGUGACCACACCUUGUCCAAACAGCUUGGCCCCAAGGGUAUCGAAGGCAUGAAUAUUUUCAAGAAAAACAUGUUCUUGGCCGAAGAUCGUAUUCUCUGUUUCGAGCUCGUCGCCAAAGCUGGUUCCAAAUGGCAUCUUACUUACGUCAAAGCCUCCAAGGGUGAAACUGAUGUUCCCGAGGGAGCUCCCGAGUUCAUCGGUCAGCGACGUCGAUGGCUUAACGGUUCUUUCGCGGCUAGUAUCUACGCCCUCAUGCAUUUCGGCAGAAUGUACAAGUCUGGACAUAACAUUCUUCGCAUGUUCUUCUUCCACAUUCAAAUGCUUUACAACACAUUCACUGUCUUCAUGACCUGGUUCGCUCUAGCUUCGUACUGGCUUACUACUGCCGUCAUCAUGGACCUCGUCGGCAAUCCUGGCCCGUCCAAUUCUAACAGAGCAUUCCCAUUCGGCAACACGGUCACUCCUAUUAUGAACACCCUUUUGAAAUACGCAUAUCUCGGCUUCCUGCUACUGCAGUUCAUCCUGGCUCUCGGUAACAGACCCAAGGGUUCCAAACAUUCGUAUAUCACGUCUUUUAUCCUCUUCGGUGUCAUCCAGCUGUACAUCAUCAUUCUAUCCAUGUACCUUGUCGUUCGUGCCUUCACUGCUGGUUCAAGUCUAUCCUUCGACACCGAAAACGGCCCAGUCGAGUUUUUAAAAUCCUUCUUCGGCUCUACCGGUCCCGGUAUCAUCGUCAUCGCCCUCGCAGCCACCUUCGGUCUCUACUUCGUUGCCUCCUUCAUGUACUGUGACCCAUGGCACAUGUUCACGUCGUUCCCGGCGUACCUUCUCAUCAUGUCCUCGUACAUCAACAUUCUCAUGGUCUACGCUUUCAGCAAUUGGCACGAUGUUUCCUGGGGUACCAAGGGAUCCGACAAGGCCGAUGCCUUGCCUUCUGUGCAAACGACGAAAGAAGAUGGCAAAUCAGCAACAAUUGAAGAAGUCGACAAACCGCAGGCGGAUAUUGACAGCCAAUUCGAAAGUACCGUAAAGCGUGCGCUGACUCCUUACGUUGAACCCAAGACCGACGAGAAAAAGACCCUCGAGGAUUCGUAUAAGAGUUUCCGUACCCGACUUGUCUCCUCCUGGUUGUUUUCCAACGCCAUUUUGGCCGUCGCUAUUACAAGUGAUAACUUGAAGGCACUCGGAUUCACAUCACGAGCCACCGAGCGUACCAGUCGUUUCUUCCAGGCUCUUCUGUGGGCAACUGCGGCCCUCUCGCUCAUUCGAUUCAUUGGAGCAUGUUGGUUCCUUGGUAAAUCCGGUAUCAUGUGCUGUUUCGCACGAAGAUAG
Messenger RNA from Arthroderma uncinatum, 2712 nucleotides. RefSeq names its product chitin synthase G. NCBI's taxonomy places the organism in Eukaryota, Fungi, Ascomycota, Eurotiomycetes, Onygenales, Arthrodermataceae. The coding region runs from base 1 to 2712 and encodes 903 amino acids. Gene Ontology annotation, cellular component: cell septum; cell periphery. The record is from RefSeq and is a predicted model, not a curated record. The transcript is spliced from 7 exons. Gene Ontology annotation, molecular function: chitin synthase activity.